Messenger RNA from Elaeis guineensis (African oil palm), 1509 nucleotides. RefSeq lists its product as uncharacterized. Gene Ontology annotation, molecular function: structural constituent of ribosome. The record is from RefSeq and is a predicted model, not a curated record. NCBI's taxonomy places the organism in Eukaryota, Viridiplantae, Streptophyta, Magnoliopsida, Arecales, Arecaceae. Gene Ontology annotation, biological process: translation. Gene Ontology annotation, cellular component: ribosome.
UCAAAUAGUUGUCAUCCCUAAUUCCUGGCGCGCCGACGGCUGUGGGUCUCGCACCAUCGCCUCCCAGCUUAUCGAGUGCGGAAGUCCGGCGUUCCCACAUCCUCGCUUUUUCUCGUUUUAUCUAAAGAUUUGGGGAUAGAAAAGAUGUUGUGGAAUAUCGCACGGGCGGCGUGGAAUCUGAGCAUGGCGCGGAGGCUCUCCGUCGUGAUUAGGGGUUCACUUUCAAUCGCCCCAAAGAGUGGAGCACUCCAUGAUCCAUGGGUGAAGAAACAUGGUUUGCCUUUUAUCAGUUCUAAGAGGUUUUCCACGCUUGAGUCUCAAGCAAAUGAGGGUCUGAUUCCACCAGAGCUGUUAACAAAUCAAACUGUGUUAAGGCCAGACCAUGAUAUAGGGCAAUAUGCAGACUUAGUAACAAGAGUGACAAAUUUCCAUAAUGAGGAUAAGGGCUUCAUGGUAUUGGCUGGUGAUGUUUUCGAUGUGCCAAUUAGGAAGGAUAUCGUUCAUCGAGUUGUAAGGUGGCAGCUUGCAAAACGACAACAGGGAACACACUCAACCAAAACAAUUAGUGAAGUAAGUGGUACUGGGAAAAAGCCAUACAGGCAAAAAGGCACCGGGCGCGCAAGACAUGGGACUUUGCGAGGGCCGCAGUUUAGGCAUGGUGCCACCAUGCAUGGGCCGAAGCCACGAAGUCAUGCAAUCAAGCUGCAAAAGAAGGUUCGACGACUAGGACUAAAAAUUGCUUUGUCAGCUCGAACAGCUGAAGGCAAGCUUUUAGUUUUUGAGGAUUUGGCAAUUCCUAGCCACAAGACUAAGAACAUUGUUAAUUAUGUCUCCCAAAUGGAGAACACGAAGAAGAUUUUGUUGGUAGACGGUGGUCCUGUAGAUGACAAACUGAAGUUGGCAACAAGAAACCUACGUUAUGUGAACGUGUUGCCUUCAAUUGGUCUGAACGUUUACAGCAUCCUGCAGCAUGACACGCUUGUCAUGACGCGAGAUGCUGUUAACAGGAUUGUUGAGCGGAUGCAUACUCCCAUCAACCGCUGAGGCUGGCAAGCUGAAAAUGUGGAGUUUUUGUUGACCGGCUGGUGUAGGAUUUUCUCUUUUUUUAAAAAAAAAAAAAUACACAAGUUGGAAUGAGUAAUUCUGCUCUUUUGGUUGCAUGUCCAGAAUGCCUACUUACCAGGGCUUCGGCAUUCAAGUCAGACAAGCUAGAAAAAUUUGGCCUUCCAGCUUUUCAUGCGUGCCGUGCCAGUUUGAGAUCUUUAUUGGGUUUAAUUUUACUAGUUACAUUUUUUUAGCCCACUCAAGCCUUGGUGGUUCUCAUUGAGGCAUAAGUUAUGUGGCAUUGAUCAAAAAAGAUGGAAUGUAAAGUUUAAUGAGCAAAAUUGUAUCAAACAAGGUAGACGUGCUGGCGAAAAAGUUUAGAUGUUGCUCAUUAGCAAGACCUCAAAUUGCCUUGCUGUUCGCAUCAGUUAUUGAUAAAUAGCAAUUUGAAGUAUUUGGAGUGAA